This is a messenger RNA of Fusarium subglutinans, 2463 nucleotides long. RefSeq lists its product as uncharacterized. The transcript has 2 exons. The record is from RefSeq and is a predicted model, not a curated record. Gene Ontology annotation, cellular component: ubiquitin ligase complex. NCBI's taxonomy places the organism in Eukaryota, Fungi, Ascomycota, Sordariomycetes, Hypocreales, Nectriaceae. Gene Ontology annotation, biological process: proteasome-mediated ubiquitin-dependent protein catabolic process; protein linear polyubiquitination. Gene Ontology annotation, molecular function: zinc ion binding; ubiquitin binding; ubiquitin-protein transferase activity. Bases 1 to 2463 code for a protein of 820 amino acids.
AUGGGCAAUACUUUUGUGCGUCCCACUGCUGCCACAGAGGAGCAAUUUCCAUGGCUUUUCGAACAGCUACGCCUACAAAAUCACGAGACUCAAACGCUAGUCGACGCACUUCGAGAACAAAACCGUGGGCCGAGGCGCCCGGAGCAUCGCGAUAGGCCGCCCUGUAGAUUCUACGCGCAGGGUUUGUGCUUCCGCGGCGCAGCCUGUCGCUUUUCUCACGAAGGACCAGCGACUCAGACCCGACGACCAGAUCGUCGUCAAAGACAACCUUGUCGGUUCUACGCGCAAGGCAUAUGCUCUUACGGCGAAGCCUGUCGCUUUUCUCAUGAAGGACCCCGACCUGUUCAAGAGACAUGUCGCUUCUUUGCCAAAGGAUACUGUAAACGAGGAGCCACCUGCAUAUAUGCUCACGAUGCGCCGUCGGAGGAACCCGAGGGUGACCUCCCAGACCUCCUUACUGAUCAGUGGACUCGCGAGAUCGGAGGUGCUUGGGUAGAUUUCAGAGAUGGAGCGGCUGUCACGAAUGUCACUCUUCUAUCAGACUUUUCCGCUAUCCAAAUGCGCCAUCUGCCCUCGAGGUCGUCAGCACGGUCGGUGCAAGAGCUGCUGGCUGAUGUAGGCAUCAGCGUUUCCCUAAGCGACAUCAAUUUCAUCAAACUCGUCAAGAAUCGGAACGGAACGGCAAUCGUCAAAGUCAAAGACCCAGAAUUUGCCAAGUCUGCCUGCUGGAAAUUACGCACCUGUAUUGAAGCACCUGACUUAGAAGUCACCCAAAUUCCUGUGCCGUUACCAGAAGGAUCAUCAUUUGGCCUUAUCGACAGCAGAAACGUCCGCUGCUCGUGGCAUAGACCGACAAAAAACGCCACUCUUUCGUUCAGGAAUCCAGCAGAAGCAUUUGAUGCGUAUUACAAGUUCAAAAAUCAGCAACUUACCAUCGCUGGCUUGCCAGUCGCAGCCCAUAUACCCGUUGCAGUGCAUGCCACGCAAAAGGAUGGGCCAUGGCAGAUGGAGUUGGAAGGCCUGGUGGCUACCAUGCCUCCAGAGGAUAUCAUGAACGUCUUCCCCGCGUCUGGAAAACCCUAUGAGGUUCGCAUGGGAGAUUCAAGUUACGAUACAGACGUGGAUAUCGACUCGACUAUAAUCAAGUCCUUGCUAUACGAUAUAGGCGCCUUGGAAAAAUGGGAAGUGUUUGGGAGCCCAACAGCAAGGAGAGUCAAGGCACAAGCCCGGUUUAUCGAGGAGUCUGAAGCGCUGGAUGCCGUCGCGCAGUUAAACGAGACGUGGUUGCCAUUUAAUCCAUCAGGAAAGCUCUACCUUCAGCACGUACAUCAAGUUAAGUAUAGGGUUUCGACUCGGGUCUAUGGCGUUGUUGAAGACACCAUCGAAUCGCUGCGAAAAGAUUGGGAUCGACAAUUCGUUUCUUUUUCUUCGGUCCUUGAGCGUGGCUACAGAGUUCUGAAGCUCGAGAGCCAAGAUCGUGAACUUUUUACGCAAGCAAAAGAGGCCCUCGAGCAAAUCAUCAAUGGAACGACUAUGACUCUGAAUGGGAAGAACCUAUGGUCUCCUGAUUUUAAAGCUGAUAGGGGAGCAUAUUGGAUGCUUCAGAAAAUCGAGCGGGACCUUGGUGUUGUUAUCAUCCGCGACAUCAAAUCCUCCAAAUUCCGAGUAUUCGGCCCGGAGGAUAAAUUUGUGCCAGCAUGUGAAGCACUUGACCAGCUUUUGCAAGAACUACAGCCCCGGUCAGCAGGACACAAUAUUGAGCAACCAAACACCGGCCAGGCUGCCGAAGGCGACUGUGCAGUCUGCUUUUGUGAGGCCGACCAAGCACUCGCAACUUCUUGUGGCCAUGUGUACUGCACGAUAUGCUUUGUGAAUAUGUGUCAGGUAGAAGCAUCUACGAUCGGCGAAUUCUCCAUAAAAUGCAUUGGACACCAAGGAAACUGUAAAAAAGCCAUUCCACUACUUGAGAUUCAGAACUUGCUCCUUUCAGAGAUUUUUGAGAGCGUCUUGGAUGCCUCGUUCGCCUCUUAUAUGCGCCGUCAUCAAGACCAGCUGCGCUAUUGUCCGACACCCGAAUGCACUCAAGUCUACCGCAUCGCCCAGCCAGAAACAAGCGUCCCGCCAAUCUUUACCUGCGCUAAAUGCAUGACAGCAACCUGCACGAGCUGCAAUGCCUCGCACCCGAGAAAGACAUGCGCGCAGUACAAGGGUGACGAGUCUGGUGGCAUGGCAGAGCUUCUCAAAGCAAAGGAAGAGCUGGGGUUCAAAGACUGUCCGAAAUGUAACACGCACAUACAGAAGGAUGCAGGCUGCAAUCAUAUAAAUUGCACGGCCUGUGGGACGCAUAUUUGCUGGCUCUGCUUGAAGACCUUUACGGAUGGAGACGACUGUUAUGAGCAUAUGGGGAGGAUACACGGUGGAAUUGGCGAUGAAGAUGAUGAAGACGAAGACGAUGAGUAUUAA